This is a messenger RNA of Gadus macrocephalus (Pacific cod), 1201 nucleotides long. It is a transcript of the gene dars1, whose product is annotated as aspartyl-tRNA synthetase 1. Gene Ontology annotation, molecular function: aspartate-tRNA ligase activity; ATP binding; RNA binding. Gene Ontology annotation, cellular component: aminoacyl-tRNA synthetase multienzyme complex; cytoplasm; cytosol. The record is from RefSeq and is a predicted model, not a curated record. The transcript has 12 exons. Bases 137 to 1201 code for a protein of 354 amino acids. Gene Ontology annotation, biological process: aspartyl-tRNA aminoacylation. Lineage: Eukaryota; Metazoa; Chordata; Actinopteri; Gadiformes; Gadidae.
ACUCGUGUGCAGCAAGCAUUUCCUUCCUCCCCCUCCCCAUGCUCUGUCUGUUAACAGCUGAUGAAGUGAUCCUGCAGCAAACUUUCUAAGAAACGUGAACUAUUUUGACGUAAACGCAAGGACAAAAUCAGUUGACAUGACUAAAGAGGAUGCCCAAGGGUCCACGGCCGAGGAGACCCAGUCUAAGAAGGGCCUGAAGAAACAACAGAAGGAAGCGGAGAAAGCGGCGAAGAAGGCUGAGAAGCAGGCCAAGCUGGCCGCUGACCAGCAGGGCACAGAGGAAGAUGACUUUGCCAAGGACCAGUACGGUAUUGCUGCUAUGGUGCAGUCUCAGCAGAAACUGGACAGGGAGCUGGUCCGUGUCCAGGACUUGACGCCUGAGAUGGCAGACAAGGUGAUCUGGCUCCGGGCCAGAGUCCACACCAGCCGAGCAAAAGGGAAGCAGUGCUUCUUGGUCCUGCGUCAACAGCAGUUCAACGUGCAGGCCCUGGUCGCCGUGGGAGACCGUGCCAGCAAGCAGAUGGUCAAGUUCGCCGCAAACAUCAACAAGGAGAGCAUCGUGGACGUGGAGGCCACUCUGAGGAAGGUGGAGCAGAAGAUCGAGAGCUGCACCCAGCAGGAGGUGGAGCUGCACGUGGAGAAGAUCUUCGUCAUCAGCCAGGCGGAGGCGAGGCUGCCGCUGCAGUUGGAGGACGCGUCCCGCCCCGAGGGCGAGGGAGACGAGGAUGGCAGAGCCACGGUGAACCAGGACACCCGUCUGGACAACAGGGUCAUCGACCUCAGGACCACAACCAGCCAGGCCAUCUUCCGUCUGCAGGCGGGGGUCUGCAUGCUCUUCCGGGAAACGCUCACCAAGAAGGAUUUCGUGGAGAUUCAGACCCCUAAAAUCAUCUCAGCGGCCAGCGAGGGUGGCGCCAACGUGUUCACGGUGUCCUACUUCAAGACCAGCGCCUAUCUGGCCCAGUCCCCCCAGCUCUACAAGCAGAUGUGCAUCUGCGCUGACUUCGACAAGGUGUUCUGCGUGGGCCGGGUAGGAAAGACCUCCCACCUCACCGCCUCCUCCACCCCCACCCUCGACCAUCCCCACCCUGGUGCUCGCCAUCCACAACACCACCCACGACGACAACCUCCUCCCCUCCUUUACCCAUGUCAUUCCCUCUCUCUUUUCCCAUGUCAUUCCCUCUCACUUUUCCAUAUGUAG